AUGAACGGCAGGAUGAUUAGAAAAAGGAUUGAUGUCAAAUUGCAUCCGGAACAAGAAAUGGUAGUCGGUACCGAAAACUUUGGGACAACGGAAGGACACUCUAAUAAAGCUGUCGUCGCAAUCAAAACGUUACUAUGUAAUAAAAAAAGACCAGAGGAACAGAAACAAUUUCUCGGUGAUAUCAUUCAAUUUCUAGGAUUAAACCAAGUAGACGCAUCCGGCAAUCACUGCAUGAUUUUUGAAUUUAUGGCUGACGAAACUCUGUAUAGUCAUUUAGAAAAGUAUUUUUAUUCAUCAACUCGGAAAGAUAGACUUGAAUUUAGUCUGAGUAUUUUCGAUGGAUUAAGGCAUCUACAUGGAUUAUCUACGGAUUCGCACUCUGAUCAACUUCUCAUUUACAGAGGCAUUGCUGACCCUGGAUUAUCAAAUAUAAUUGUCCAUUUGGAAUCAAUUCCACAUAAUAGAGGAAAUAUUGCAUGCACGGAUCCAUUACUAUUUACUAAAUUAUCGCAAAAUCAUAAGAAAAGACCCACGGCAAAACUACCAUGGAAAGUACCAACAACUUCAAAUAUAGAUGGGUUCCAGCUGAGUGCGCCUCGUGAUAAAAUGGCUUUUGAAAAAUCGUGA
Molecule: messenger RNA, 627 nt
Organism: Paraglomus occultum
Lineage: Eukaryota; Fungi; Glomeromycota; Glomeromycetes; Paraglomerales; Paraglomeraceae
Source: the annotation of a GenBank genome assembly